AGACGGCACCUAGGAACUAUUCUGUGAUUGUGAUGUUGACAGCUCUACAGGCACAGAGACAGUGCUCAGUGUGUAGGCAGGCAAACGAGGAGUAUACCAUCCUGGCCAACUCUUGGCGCUAUUCCCAGCAGUUCUCCAACAAACUCUUCUUUGCUCUGGUUGACUAUGAUGAGGGACCAGAUGUGUUCCAGAAUUUGAAGCUGAACACUGCCCCUGUGUUUAUGCACUUCCCUCCUAAGGGCAAACCCAAGAAGGGAGACUCUCUAGACAUAAACAGGGUCGGUUUUGCUGCAGAACAGAUAGCAAGAUGGGUCGGUGAAAGAACAGAUAUACAGAUCCGUGUAUUCCGUCCUCCGAACUACUCAGGUACCCUGGCCUUGGCCCUCCUCUUCUCUCUCAUCGGAGGACUGCUGUACCUGAAGCGCAACAACCUUGAGUUCCUGUACAACAAAACAUCAUGGGGAAUUGGAGCAUUGGCUGUGAUAUUUGCCAUGACAUCGGGACAGAUGUGGAACCACAUCCGUGGCCCUCCUCUCAUGCACCGCAACCCUCACACUGGAGCCAUGUUUUCCUGGAAGCACUACAUCCACGGCAGCAGCCAAGGCCAGUUCAUCAUGGAGACGUACAUCGUUAUGCUUCUCAACACUGCUGUUGUGUUCGGCUUCAUCCUGAUGAACGAAGCUCACUCUCUCAAGGGGGACCCUGGGAAGAAGAGGAUUUUGGCUCUGGUCGGUCUAGGGUGUGUGGCAAUAUUCUUCAGUCUCCUCCUCUCUGUGUUCCGGUCGAAGUACCAGGGCUAUCCUUACAGCUUCCUGUUCAAGUGAGAUCAAGUCGUCCGUCUGAGGUUGCCUUCUAGCUGGAGCAGUAAUAUGGGGAAAUAAAUCAACAGCAUGUCAGCUUGAGUGGUUGUGUGAGUGUGUGUGUAUGUGAGUGUAUGUAUGUUAUAUCUGAGGGAAGGUGUAUUUCUUGGAAACAUGGGUUAUUGAUCAGCUAUCACUGACCAUGCAUUAUGUUGUGAUGACCACAAAUCAGUUAUAUAAUUUUCCUUCUGGCUUGUCCUUGUCCAGGACUGCUACCUUGAUGGCUGUUUGCCUCCACAUCACCUUAAAGAUGCCUUUUCCAGAAUCAUGUGGGCAUUUAUCCAUGAAAUUUAAGUCUUUGUUUAAAGCUUUAAAGUAAAAAGUUGGAUUUUAAUCCAUUAUGAAUAUUAAAUAGUUUCUUAUGGUCAAGAAAUGAUUGUUUUGUAUGAUUUCCUCUUCAAAG
Molecule: messenger RNA, 1263 nt
Organism: Haliotis rubra (blacklip abalone)
Lineage: Eukaryota; Metazoa; Mollusca; Gastropoda; Lepetellida; Haliotidae
Product: tumor suppressor candidate 3-like
Exons: 11
Coding region: 33-824 (263 amino acids)
Cellular component (GO): oligosaccharyltransferase complex
Source: RefSeq, a predicted model, not a curated record